Molecule: messenger RNA, 1363 nt
Organism: Sodiomyces alkalinus F11
Lineage: Eukaryota; Fungi; Ascomycota; Sordariomycetes; Glomerellales; Plectosphaerellaceae
Exons: 2
Coding region: 143-1258 (371 amino acids)
Source: RefSeq, a predicted model, not a curated record
UAUACGCAUUGCCGAUUCUUGUAAUCCCCGUCUCUCGACACACAAAAAGACCGGCGCAUGUUUUAACUCGUCUUCCCCUACCGAUCCUACGAUUCCUCAUCACCUUUCGUCUUCUUUUCGGCCACCCUGAUCGACCACCAAAAUGCCUCCCAAGAAGGUCGUAAAGCCUAAAGAGAAAAAACCUCAAGCUGACCCGGAUAUCGACCUGACAGGCAUUCCGCCGCCCCUGCCCCCAUCUGUCGAGGAAGCGUACCGAAGAAAGUGCAUCCAGUUGAAGCAGCGCAUCAAUGAAGUCGAAGAGGAGAAUGAUGCGACCCGCCUCCGCCUCGCGCGUCGGAAGCGCCAGAUCGAAAAGGCACGCGUCGAACGCGCCUUCCUACUCGAGCAGCUGAGUCGCCGCACUAGCACAAACGUCGAGGACUCGGAAGGCAGUCCGUCUCCUCCGCCAACUCCGAAAGAAAAACCAUUGCGUACCAAGCGUGGUCACCGGAAAACCUCUCUGCUACCCAGCGCUGAUGACGCCGCUAAGGCCGGCGACGCCUCCCCUUUCAUCAGCCAAAACCUGGCCACCUUAUCCCCCACCUCGGAGACCUUCUCCCAGACCGUAGCCGACUCGUCUGCCGCUCCCGCCUCUCGCCGCGCCACGAACGGCUUGCCCAAGGCACCCAAACAACCACCCAGCGCAUUCGAGAUGUAUUGUGAAGAGGCUCGCCCCGCAAUGCUCAAGAAGCGCGACGAGAAGGACGAAAACGAGAAGGGCGGUGAGGCCGAGUUGUCGGUCGACGAGGAGCUAGCCCGCAACUGGGACGACUUGCCCGAGAGCGAGAAAAAGCCCUUCGAGACGCGCCAUGAUGAGGCCAUGGCUCAGUAUAAGAAAGACAAAGAGGCUCACGACGCGGCUAAGAAGAAGACCAAGAAGGCCCCGGCGCCGGCGCAGGAGGAAAAGGACGAACAUGAAGGUGAUGCUGAAGCAGAGCGCGCAUCUGACGGUGGAAACAACGACAAGAAAGAUGUCAAGUCGCCGGCCGCCGCCCCCGAGGAGACCAUGAAAGAUGUGGAAGACGAUGUGAAGACGGGUGAAGGGCCUGACGCAGCAGCGGAUAAAGCCAAGUCUGGAUCGGCCGCUGACGACAAUGCUACCCCAGCCGCGCAGGAUGAGGAUGUGGAAAUGACAAUGGAUGAUAAUGAUGGCGAGGGCGAGGGCGAGGGCGAGGGCGAGACUAAGGACAAGCCUUCCGGGGAGAAUGAGGAGGAGUGAUAAUGGCACCGGUGACAGGGAAUGAGAACAUCGGAUAGAACGAAUUGGCGUUCAGGAUGCGAACAGGAGAGAAUCUCGGGCUAGUGGAGAGGAGGAAAAGCCGCC